GCUGCAUGUCCAUGUAUGUAGGGUACCAGUUUGUGAAUGGGGGAAAUUUUUUCCUCCCUGGCCGCGCAGCUACACGUCGAUGCAGAAAGGUCAGGUCGGAAUGGAUAAUUGCAGGGAUCAAGAGUAGACACAGACAUGGGUAAUUCUAGCAAUUAGGGGUGCAAAUUAUUCUAGUCCCUGUCACAUUUGACACAUCAUUUGUAAGGUUAGAACCAUUUCUCUAAGUUGGGAGAGUGAUAGAAUUAAUGCAAAUUUGCCAAAUUGCAUUGCAUACAUACAUGUAUGCCCAGUGUCAAAUGACACAGUUGAGGUGCAACAGGGGACACAAAAAUGUCACACUUUUGGUCCCCGAAUUUAUAGAAUGACCCACCUGUACAUGUAGUUAGCAAGUGUACCAGAAGAGCUGGCUUUAAAAGGCAUCUGCAGUAGCACACUUUGCACUUGUUCGAAGGCCAUUUCUGUAGCCCCUCCCCACCUGCUCAGAGAUUAGAGAAAGGGGGAAAAAUGGCCAGUUUUUUAACUAUGACUGGACCCAUUGAUUUUACCCCUCCCCUUCUAGAAAAUGUGGACCCCUCCAAGUUGCCCCCCUCCCCAAGAUACAUGUAUACCCCAGUCACGCCACUGCAUCCCACGUGUACGAAAGUUUCAUGAACCCUUGAUCAGCAGGACGUCAUCGACACAUUAAUACUGUUUGAGUUUGAUAUGAAGAUUGUUGAAGCCCGCCCACAUUUCCAGGCACCAGGUCAUUAAACAUUUGCCAAAACUUUAAAAGGUCCUCCACUGUGCGCCUCACCGUGACCAGCAGUGCACCCACGCUCAUUUGGGUUUCUGCUCCGAUAUUCCUGUACGUGUACACGUGUAUAUUGCAUACAGUGUACCUUCUGUUUCGGAAAGAGUCACGUGUGGGGUCGACAUGCAAAGGUUAUCGGCAACUUUCAUCAUCGGGAAGAUGGAGACGGGCCGCUCCUUCAUGAAGGAUGGGUGGUACUACGACGUCUGGGAUGGCCAGGUCUACUGCCACAAAGUGGAGGAGGUCCUGUUCAGAAAGACCACCAAAUAUCAAGAGGUGCUCAUCUUCAAAAGUAAAAACAGCGGGAAACUCUUGGUGUUGGAUGGAGAUGUGCAGUGCGCAGAGAAGGACGAGUUUGGCUACCAAGAGAUGAUAGCUCAUGUGCCCAUGGCAUGCCACCCUAACCCCAAGAAAGUGCUCAUCGUCGGCGGUGGGGAUGGGGGCGUCAUCCGUGAACUGUCUAAGCAUCCCGAGGUGGAACAGAUCACCCUCUGCGAAAUUGACGAGGAGGUAAUCAGAGCAUGCAAGGAGUUCAUGCCAUCCAUGGCCAAGGGCUUCAGCAGCAGCAAGCUGACGGUGCACAUCGGUGACGGAUUCCAGUUUGUCAAGCAGCACCAGCAGGCUUUUGACCUGAUCAUCAACGACAUUCCAGACCGGACGGGUGCCAACGACUUGACUAGCCAGAUCUACUCCAGGGAGUACUUUGGCCUCUUGAAAGCGGCCCUGAAGCCCAAUGGCAUGUUCAUCUCGCAAGAGCCGUCGGUGUGGAAUGACUUGAAGUGUGUUCACACAGUCAUGGAGAUGUGCAGCGAAUUCUUCAGUGUGGUGGAUUACAACAUGUGCAUGAUCCCCUCCUUCCCUGACAUGCAAGGCUUUGUCAUGUGCAGCCUCGACCGGAAUACCAAUUUCAGAGAACCGUUGAGGAAAUUAGAUGCUUCGGAUCUGAAAUAUUACAAUUCAGGUAUUCACCGUGCCUCGUUUGCAGUUCCGGAAUUUGCCAGAAAGGAACUCCAAGGAGUGUACAAGCUCUAGCAGCGGGGGUCACUAUCCAUGACUUGGACAACCACGGACAACUUGAGACGUCUCACAGUGACUGUUUAUCUUCUCUCUCUUUUCUUUGACUAUUCAAAUGAUCAGUUUUAGUCUCUAUCCUUGUCAGUUCUUGGGGAAAAAAAGGAAACAGUCACAUUUCUUAGUGCUGCUCAUUAGAUACAAGGAUAUCCUUGCUAUAUUACCAAGAAAGAGCUGAGCAUCCAUGUAGAUGGUGGGGCCAGAUUCUUAAGCACAGAAAUCUGCUAAAAGUGAGCAAACUUGCUGCUAAGCGAAACAAAUGCUGCUAACCAAAAUGUAAGGCAUUCUGUGUACACCUUGACUGAUUCCCAGCUGAUAUUCGCUUAGCACGUAAAUUUGCCAAACAGAUGUGUUCUGAGCUGUGGAGCUGCGGGAUACUGACCCAAGCCGUCAUUUUGGGGAGGAAGGAAUCAGAAGGGGCCAGAGCGAUAGCAUUUUUGCUGGCACCCAUUUACUGGAAGCAGGGGUGAUUGCCAUGCAAUCUGCAUUCACCUUGCCAACAAGACUCUCUCCAUCUUCUCACACACAGACCUUUAUCAUGAUGCGGCCAUGUUUGUCUUGUUCCCUGUAGCCUCCUUUGGCAACAGUAUUACAACUUCACAUUUUGACAAAAGGGAACAGACUGUUUUUCCUUCUAGCCUCAAUUUGGCGACAUUGCUUUGGUUGGUUAAAAAGCAAGAUGGCUGCCCCAUGGAAGAGGUCAAUCCUCUGCUGUUAACUGCAAAUCAGGUGCCAAAGAUCCAUAUUUUCCCCUCUUGGAAUGUUAUACACCUCUGCCCUUUGCCCGAAUUGGGCACCCAAAUAUGGGCUGCCAGUAUACUAACUCGCAUUAAGUUGUUCCUUUGUUCUUUUUUUUUUACGAGGAUAAAUGAAUAAUUUAUGAAUAAAUCAUCUGAAUUAAUAAACUUAAUUAUCAGAAUUCGUGCGAUUUUUAAGGCCACCAGAAAAAAGUUUGUCAGUUUGCGUUCCUCUUGCAGAUUGAAUAUUGACCACUUCCCGCCGGGGUGCCCAGUCUUAGGCACCUUGUGUUUAUAUGCCCAGAGCCGGGGUGCCCGGUUUUGGACAAAAGAGCUGGUCUGUGUAGCAAAAGACCGUACUUGGAACAAGGACCUGCUGC
Molecule: messenger RNA, 2978 nt
Organism: Acanthaster planci (crown-of-thorns starfish)
Lineage: Eukaryota; Metazoa; Echinodermata; Asteroidea; Valvatida; Acanthasteridae
Product: spermidine synthase-like
Biological process (GO): spermidine biosynthetic process
Cellular component (GO): cytosol
Molecular function (GO): spermidine synthase activity
Source: RefSeq, a predicted model, not a curated record